Menidia menidia (Atlantic silverside) is the source of this 678-nucleotide messenger RNA. The record is from the annotation of a GenBank genome assembly. NCBI's taxonomy places the organism in Eukaryota, Metazoa, Chordata, Actinopteri, Atheriniformes, Atherinopsidae.
CUGGAGACGGAGCUCGCACACCGAAACCAAGAGUUCCACGCCCAGGGCCUUAAGCUGCAGCAUCUCCAGAAGGAACUGGACGCCAAAGUGGCCCAGGUGGAGAAGCUGCAGGAUGCCAUCCAUUACAACGAGAGUCUGGGCCGCUUUCACCAUUUCAGCGUCAUCAACCAGGCCCCGGCUCAGUUCCACCGCAGACUAAAGGCAAAGGAGGGCGUGUCCGCAGAACCCACCUCAGAGCACUUCAAAACUCAAUAUGUUUUUUUAAUUUUUUAUUAUUCCAGCACCAGGAAACUCCUGAAUGAUGCCAUCAUGAGCAACGACUUCCUGAAGAAACUGGAGCCCCAGCACAUGAGGGAGAUGGUGGACUGCAUGUAUGAGAUGGUUUACGUGGAGGGAGAGCUGAUUAUCCAGGAGGGGGACGCUGGAAACCACCUUUACGUGUUAGCAGAAGGUUUUCUGGAGGUCCUCCAGAAUGGAAAGCGUUUGGGGGAAAUACGGCCUGGCGCUGCUUUUGGAGAGCUGGCCAUUUUAUACAACUGUAAGAGAACAGCAACCGUCAAAGCUGUGGUGCAGUCCCACAUCUGGACUUUGGACCGCCAGACUUUCCAGGCCAUCAUGAUGCAGACCACUCAGGCCAAACACGAGGAGUACUUCAGCUUUUUGCGCAGGUACCAAUGA